Messenger RNA from Dipodomys ordii (Ord's kangaroo rat), 1819 nucleotides. It is a transcript of the gene Ccdc17, whose product is annotated as coiled-coil domain containing 17. The transcript has 13 exons. NCBI's taxonomy places the organism in Eukaryota, Metazoa, Chordata, Mammalia, Rodentia, Heteromyidae. The record is from RefSeq and is a predicted model, not a curated record. Bases 1 to 1704 code for a protein of 567 amino acids.
AUGGCUUUCCGCUCGGGGGCCUUGUUGGCCACCCACACCCAGCGCUUCUGCAUUGGCCGCUUGAACCAGGCACUAACUCUUGGAGCACAGCCUUCAGCAGCCACUGAACCCCGGGGCCCCGCGGAUGUGUCUCAGGAACCCGGAGGCAACUCCUAUCAAGAGACCGGCAAAUCUGCUCUACAGAAUUUAACAGAACAGGUGCAGUCUCUGCGGCGGUCCAUACAGCAGCUGGGGCCCUGGGUAUCACAAGCCGCCGCGGAGGCUGCGGGGAGCCCUGGCGAGCGGCUGCGUGCGCUGCAGGGGACUCGCGCCCAGCGCCUGGUGGAGAUGGAAGCGCAGGGCCGGGUCCUGGAGCGCCGUGGGGAUGAACUAAAACAGCGUCUUCAAGCUGUAGCCCUGGCCCGGGGCAGGACGCAGCGCCUAUUCAGCCUGGAGCGGGAGCUUCGAGAACUUAGGGCCGAGGCCUGGCGGACGCAGGGGGCGCUGCAGGCGCUGGGGACCCGUGUCGAGGAGCUACAGCCCCAGACAGGGACCGGGCCGAAGACCUGGCCAGAUGUCGAACUCUGUUUCCCGGUGCUGCCAGUCAACCCGGGAACCUUGGCUGCCGAGAUCGGGGCCUUCCGUGAAGCCUACAUGCGAGGUGGAGGUCGGGAACCUGGAGUUCUGGCUAAGAUACAUCAGUUGCAAGUGGAGGCGUCAGCGCUGGCGCUGCGGCGGGCGCAGAGCCACAAGGGUGAACCGGAGAGGAGGGGUGCCACCUCCCGGGAUCUUCUAGUAGCGGAGGCCGAAAAUCAGCUCCUAGAGGCAGAAAUUCUGGCUUUGCAGAUGCGGAGGGAUCCUGGCCGUACACUUUGGGAGCAGGGGCAGUCAAGACGCCUAGCAGAUCCUUGUCCAUUCCUGAAGGGGAGAAGAGAUCCCCUGAUCCUCCCUCCACCUAUGGCACCCCCGCUGCCACCAUUUCCAGGUCAACACUUUUCCCCACAGCAGCUGCCUCCUGGAACCAUGACCAAGCAUCUGUGGCUUGACCCACACUCCCUGCUACCCCCAUCUGAUGUCUUGGGCCCUGCACCCUAUGACCCUGGGGCUGGCCUUGUCAUUUUCUAUGACUUCCUGAGGGGCCUUGAGGCUUCUUGGAUUUGGGUGCAGCUAGUGACUGGCUUGGCCAGAAAUGGACAGGACACAGGAGGGACCACAGCACUGCCCCCAGCUGUUUGCCUGCCCCCUCCCCCAGCUCCUGGACCUAUGGGCAAUUGUGCCGUCCUAGCCAGCAGGCAGCCUGUACCCAGACUACCCCCAUCACCACUGGUAUCGUUGGUCUGUGAACUACAGGCCUGUCAGGGAGUGGAAUGGGCCAGAGCACAACCAAAAGCUUGGACCUCGCUAGUGCUAUUUGACCAAGAUCAGCGAGUGCUAAGUGGCCGCUGGCGCCUCCCACUUCGAACCCUUCCUUUGGACUCCAGCCUCAGCCUAGGGCAGCUAAAUGGGAUUCCCCAGGCAGGUCAGGCGGAGCUCUUUCUACGGCUGGUGAAUGCAAGAGAUGCAGAUGUCCAGGCAUUGGCAGCGAUUAACCCAGUAAAUGCCCAUGAGUACCACUACCCACCAUUGGUGUCCAGCUCAUCUUCACUGAAGGCUAACUCCCUUGCUCCCAAUGCUGGCUUUGUGGAUCGCGAGCCUUCUGCAGAACCCUGUCAGAGUCAAGGGUGAAAGCUUUGGCCAACCUCCAUUGGUUUCUGAGCUGAGGCAAAAGGCCUAUUUCCAGCCCCGUUAUCUUUUCUACUAGUGUGUUGGAUGGAAUCCAUAAGGACACACAGUGAUGAAU